Messenger RNA from Prosopis cineraria, 1601 nucleotides. RefSeq lists its product as uncharacterized. The transcript has a single exon. Lineage: Eukaryota; Viridiplantae; Streptophyta; Magnoliopsida; Fabales; Fabaceae. The record is from RefSeq and is a predicted model, not a curated record. The coding region runs from base 193 to 1227 and encodes 344 amino acids.
GACAAAGCCAUAUGCUGGAGGAGUUUUGAAAGACUUGUUCAUUCUACUCUCUUUUAAUGCUUGGUUGGCUCUUUAUGAUCUCUGAAUUCUUCUCACACUCCUUCGGAAACUCUCAACCUUCUUCAUAACGCCAUUAAAUCACUACACCUCCUCAUCCUUCAUCUUCCUCCUCCUCAUCCCCCUGAAAUCUCCAUGGAUACCAGCAAAACAGAGAACCCACAGCCUUGGUCUCUUUCUCCAUCCAGUGGCGGAAGACGAAGAAGCAGCGUCUGCAAUUCCCCCGAAUUUGAGUUCUGGAAGGUUCGCAACCCGUCUUUCCCUCAACCCAAUCUCCUCUCCGCGGAUGAGCUCUUCGUCGAUGGCGUCCUCCUCCCGCUCCACCUCCUCCCCCUUCAAAAUAAUUCUGGCCCAUCGGCCUCCACGCAACGCCCGGACACCGAAACUCUCAUAUCGGAGCCGCCGGAUCCAGUGCCUGGGUCCACAACCGAGCCAUCGCCGGCCAUAACAGAUUCAUCUGUGACGACGUCGUUUUCGGCAUCAAAACGGUGGAAAGACAUUUUUAAAAAGAGCGAGAAGAAGAGCGAGGAAAAUAAGAGCUCCUCGGAAGAGAAAGGGAAGAAAAAGAAUAAAGAGAAGAAAAAAAGCGGGAACGGUGCGAGUUCGGCGGAGUUGAACAUCAACAUAUGGCCGUUCUCGCGGAGCAGGUCCGCCGGAAAUGCCAGCACCCGACCCAAGUUAUUUACCGGAUCUCCCGUAACCCGGAAGGUCAACAGCGCGCCUUGUUCUCGGAGUAACUCAGCCGGGGAGUCCAAGUCACGAAAAUGGCCCAGCAGUCCCGGUCGUUCCGGGGUCCAUGUUGGUCGGAGCAGCCCGGUCUGGCAGGUCCGCCGUGCAGGAUCCACCUCGAAGACUUCCGAUUCCGGGGUUCUAAAUACCAGGGGGUCAAGAAGAGAAACCCCCACGAGUCGCCGGAAUAAAACGAGCACCCCAACAACCACCACCGGCGGCGUUAGCUCGAAGGCCAGAGUUUUGAAUAUAAACGUCCCCAUGUGCAUUGGCUACAGACACAAUCUGAGUUGCAGAAGCGACGAUAAAAUUGACGCCGGUGGCCCCGCCGUCUGCGGCGUCGCUGAAAACGACGGAACUGGUAACGCUGCGGGAAGCGGUGGUAAUAUUUUCAAUUUGAAGAGCCUUUUCACUAAAAAGAGCAUGAUAACGUCGCACUAGUGACAAUUAAUUGGACUCCCAUAUACAGUAAAAUAAAUAAAUGCUGCUGAGAUUUCAUAUUUUCACUUUGCCCUCUCUGAUUAACUUUUUCUUUUUUUCUCUCUUUCUGAUGAUCUUUGUAAAGAGAGCUUUGUGGUUGUGUGAUUCGUAUAUACUGUGUUGGAUUGUAUGCAAGGGAAAAGGCAUGUUUCUGAGAAAUGAUGACUCACAGGUGAAGAGUUAGAAGUAGAUUGGUUGAUGAGUGUGGUAGGCUGAUAGGGAUGAGUAGAUAGUAGAUAGGAAUGUUAUGUGAUGCUUCCUUCCUCUUUGGGUGUACUGUAAUGUCAAAUGUUGAAAUGCGUCACCAAAGAAUGUUAUUUCAAGUUUCUUUCUGA